GACAUAGAUGGCAUAUGGCGUUGGCAGCUUAGAACUGUCAAACUUUAUUUAAAUUUAACACUAACAAACAGCAUGGCUUCUGCACUAAUCCUACAGUUAAAAUGUAAUAGAUCUCAGGUUUGAUUUGUUUUGCCUUCUUGCCUAUUUCAAGAAAUGCGUUUACACGUUAAACGAAAAAUAUCUAAAAUCACGCACCUCGUUUUUCACCGAAGAUGCUUGUUAUUAGUAUUGUUCGUCUCCACUUUUUCGAUGAUUUCUGUGUUCUACCUCGUACAAUGGAAUAUAAUAUGCUUAAAUAUCGACAUAGAGGCUCGCUUGAAUACCUUGUGUAUGGAAUACAAUGAGGGAAAGGCCUUUGGCAGUUUAUGUGAACCUCUAUGCAACAAUGGGGAGAUCUCUGCUUUGUCCUGUGAACCUAUGCACAAAGGGAAGUUUGCUGUGUUCACUGCGCUAUGGAAUAACUCGCUUGUUGUAAUCAAGUCUCACAGAGUAAAAUCUGAGUACAUUCCCCUGCAAUGGAUAGCCUCAAAUUCCAGUGAAGUAUUUCCAAACUAUCAGGAACUUGUUGAAAUGGUUACUCAAUCAAUGCUGGCUAACUUUGGAGUGCAAAAGGAAAACCUUAUGAACCGUCUUUAUCCUUUUCUUGUUGACUACCAUAAUGAUGUCAGUAGAGAACUUAUGAUCAACUUGUGGCAGCUAUCACAGGACAAUGAAUAUGUCACUCUUAUGAUUAAUCAACAUUCGCAUUUAUUCCCGAAAAUUCUUUCAAGCUGUGGUACUUUUUAUGCGGUUGAAUACGCGAAACCGAUUUCUAGGUUAAAUAUUUAUUCAGACCGGCUACAAGAUUUUGUUUCCAGAGUUCGACAAGCAAAAUUGAUGCUUGAGCUUCUUGACGAACUCCAGACGUCUUUUGUCGAUCCCAUUCACAUCUGUGACGUAAAGUUGGAGCACUUUGGUCUCCUCAAUGGACGCCUAGUGCUCUUAGAUGCCGAUACCGUCUUUCCUAAGGCGGUAGUAGACCGGUCCGUAGCGGAUGGUCGUAAAUGCUGGAAACAUUCCGACUGCGAUCUUUUUGACUGCCGCUCGCUGUGUAACAAAGUCUUAAAUAUUUGCGAUACCCCUACUGUAAAUAACAAUUUGCAAACAGUUUGUCAAAAAAUUUUUCUAGAUUCCGGUCUCCUUAUCUCCCGUUAUCUCCCACUACCUACGAGUCGGCUACUGAGAGAUUGUGCUAAUCCCAAUUUUUCUCAGGGAAGGCAAAUUGCUCCCGUCCAAUUCCAUUACCAACUGGCAAAUUUUCUAAACGAGUUCCUUAAUAUGAUGGCUCUUCCCCAAAACCCAGAUGAAUAGAUCCAUCAUUUAGUCACUGUGUAUAAUUGUAAGGCUAUUUUAAUGUGACGUUGAUUUGCAAUCUUAUUUAAACCAACGAA
Messenger RNA from Daphnia carinata, 1430 nucleotides. RefSeq names its product divergent protein kinase domain 1C-like (gene aln). The record is from RefSeq and is a predicted model, not a curated record. NCBI's taxonomy places the organism in Eukaryota, Metazoa, Arthropoda, Branchiopoda, Diplostraca, Daphniidae. The transcript is spliced from 2 exons. The coding region runs from base 154 to 1350 and encodes 398 amino acids.